AUGCCUCAGUGGUGUGCUGUACCAUACUGUUCAUCAGCCAAAGGUGGUCAUAGAUUUCCAUGCGAUAAAUCUCGGUCACAAAAAUGGAUAACAGCUAUACGGAGAGAAGACUUUAUCCCAUCAAAACAUGCAGUAGUUUGCAAAAAUCAUUUCACUCCUGAAGACUAUGCGUUACCAAAGGAUCCAACGUAUCCAAAUCCAACUCCUCGUCUGAAAAAAGAGGCAGUGCCAAGUGUGUUUCCGUGGAAUAGUUCUAAACUUAAUGAUAAACUAAAGAUCGAACGCCAUCAAAAAUUAAUUAGAAGACGACUAAAGAGAGAAGAACAAGAAAAGAAAAACCAGAAGGCCCAAAACCGUAGCAUAGAAAAAAUAGAGUAUGUUGAAGUGGAAAUUGAAAGUAUGUCCAAGGAUAUAGGAAUUCAGUGCUCUAUAGGUGACCCAUGUUGUAAUAACAAAAUAGGCUUCAUGAAAAACAACCACAGCAUUAUUCAGAAAAAUGCAUCAGAAGUAUAG
This is a messenger RNA of Parnassius apollo (apollo), 513 nucleotides long. The record is from the annotation of a GenBank genome assembly. Lineage: Eukaryota; Metazoa; Arthropoda; Insecta; Lepidoptera; Papilionidae.